UAUUGACAUUGUUUUGAUAGGGUAUCAUAGCGUAAGCAUAAAGAAAGCAUAUCAACAACACACACGUAAUAAACGCCGCUUAUUUUCAUACUCGCACAAAUGGAAUUCAGAUAUGUCAAUGUAUUAUUUGCCGAGCUUGGCUAUAAAAGGGAAGCGAUCGACUCCAGUUUCAGUCAGCGCGUGAUCAUCUACGAAUAAAUAUAGCUUGAUAAGUGUAAAAUCUAAAAUCUAUUGCAAAGCUUAAAAUGAAAACUUGUGCAUAAAAUGUGUAAAAGGAAAUAUAUUAUUCAGAUUUUUCUGCCUUUUAUCGUGAUCCUGUUCAUAAAGUUGCCACCGAUACAGGCAAGUUUUAAUCGUGAUCAAGCGUUGCUUCGGGCCAUUGACGAUGGCACACUGCUUAUUGAAGCAGCCCAGGAUCGAAACAUCACUUUGCGUCUGAUGGGAGGUGCUGCCUCAUUGCUGCUCAACGAAGUGGAUAUUGUUGCCUUGUUGCAGCGACGCCGACGUGCAGCCACCGCACAAUCAACAGCAACACACCGAGAGCCCUUGUCCCUGGAUGCACUCAAGGAGGAGUUUCGUGGUGUUCAACGCGAUCUCAAUCGACUCGUGCGUUGGCUGAGUAACAUGCACAAUGGCACUCGACGUGGUGGCCUCAGUCAGCGCGUGCUACGACGGACUCUGCAACGUGUCCAGGUCGUGGGAAACACCUUAACAACGCUGGAAUCCAAUCUACGUCUCAACGAGUGUGCCUCUAAUCCCUGCAAGAAUGGCGGCACCUGUCAUGACGCCUAUAAGUCCUUCCAGUGCAUCUGUCCCAAGAACUGGCAAGGCGCCACUUGCGAAGAUGAUGUGAAUGAGUGCUUCGAUUUGGCCAGCACAGAUUUGGACGUCUGCAUGAACGAUGCCCAGUGCAUCAAUACUCCUGGCAGCUAUCGCUGUGUGUGCCGCACUGGCUACUCGGGAGUUCAUUGUCGACUGCAUCACAACGCCUGCCUGAGCAACCAGUCAGCGGAGCUGUGCGGCAAUCAUGGCACCUGCCUGUCCGCCAGCAAUGCAGCUGGCUAUGUGUGCAUCUGUGAUCAGGGCUGGACGUGGGCAGAUGCGAAUGUGACUCAGGCAAGCGCCAGUCCCUGCACACGGGAUGUGGACGAGUGUGCACCCGAGAUAAAUCCCUGCCACGAUGAGUGCAUAAAUUUGCCGGGCAGCUUUCGUUGUGCCGCCUGUCCGCCAGGCUACACUGGGGAUGGUAAGUACUGUCGGGAUAUCGAUGAGUGUCGAGACGGCAACAAUGGUGGCUGCAGUCAGCGUCCGACGGUCAGCUGCUGUCCCAUUGGCUGGACGGGUGAUGGGAGAAGCUGCUCGCCGACCAAGUCCAAUUCCUGCGACGGCGAACAGAUUUGCAACGAUCACGCCAAAUGCGAAUACAUCUCGGAGACGGUGGUUUGCAGCUGUCGAAUCGGUUACUAUGGUCAUGGCUAUGGCGCCGAUGGCUGCACCGAAGAUUCGGAUCGAAAGCCCUGCGACAAUCAUCGCUGCCAGAAUAAUGGCACCUGUGUACUGAGUGGCCGUGGCACCAGCUGCAUUUGCCAGCCGGGCUACAAGGGUGCCCUGUGCAUGGAGUCAGAUGCUUGCCAUCCGAAUCCCUGCCACAAUGGCGGCACCUGCCGCCUACUGCCACGAAAUGAGUUCAUGUGUGUUUGCCAAGCCGGCUACUCAGGCAGCAGCUGCUCUCAUCUACGCAGCUUCUGCGGCAUCUCGUUGCGCAAUGAGACUGGCAGCGUACGCUUUCCACCCAGCGAGGACAGAACUCAGUUGGCAUAUGAACCGAAUGAGCGGUGUCCCUUCACCAUUGCCACUCGACAUGGAAUGAUCUUGAAUGUGACCUUUACCUUCUUUGAUCUGGAGAACAGCACCGAUUGCACUGCCGACUUUCUGCAGUUGCACGAUGGCAACUCCUUGUCUGCCCCACUUAUUGGACGCUUCUGUGGCCAGCAGUUGCCGCUCGGUAAUGGCACUGUUAUGACCACACAGUCGCAAUUGUUCCUCUGGUUUCUCUCGAACAAUGCCACGCAGGGACAUGGGUUUAAUCUAACCUGGAGCUCAAUGCCCAUGACAUGUGGCGAGGAACUCAUCCUGAAAAUGGGUCAGACGGGUGUGCUGCGCUCUCCCGGUUAUCCGGGCAAGGCGCAACGCGGCAUAGACUGUCGCUGGAAAUUGUUGGCGCGCUUUGGCACACGUUUCCUGCUGCACUUUUAUGAGAUUACACUGGGUCCCUCUGAGAGUCGAACGCCGCAGUCAAGCAAUUGCAGUGAAGGAGAUUAUCUGAGCAUAUAUGAAACGAAUCGACAGCUAUAUCGGACCUGUCAAUCGGCUGAGCCAGCGCCUCUCUACAGCUCAGUGAAUCUCUUAAGCUUGCACUUCCACACAGAUUUGGUGCGCAUGGACAGCUCGUUCCAAGUGCAUUACGAGGUGAUUGCUGGGCAUCCCAAUUGCGGUGGCAUUUUUACUGAAGCGAGUGGUCUAAUAAUUGGCCACAUGAAUUCCUUCAUUUGUUUGUUCCUCGUGCAACAGCCAAAGGGCACCAGAAUCCAGCUCUUUUUCGAGCAACUCGAUUUCAUGGAUUGCCUGCUGCAGAGUGUUGAGGUAUUCGACGGGUCCAGCGUUGAUCAGCCGCUGCUAGGACGUUUCUGCAACAUGAUGCAAGCCAAUCAGCACUUUCUUUUAUCUAGCAGCAAUCUGAUUCUACUGCGUUAUGAAUAUCUGCUGGCAGGCUUCGAGCUGCCAAGUAAUUUUAAAGUGCGAUACACUCGAGUUUGCGGCGCUAAUAUAACAUCAAAUUCGGGAGAUUUAUCGACCCCAAACUAUCCGAAUGGAUACUUGGAGAACUUGGACUGCACAUACUAUAUAAAUAUUCCUGUACAAUAUAAGAUCCGACUUACAAUAAUCGAUCUAUCGAUUAGUGGGAAGGAAACAAUCUCUGCUGAGCAUCAGGAUGACGACGAAUCUAUAAAUUUUUCAAUUCAACCGAACUAUUUGGAUGUUUAUUUUUCUCGGAACUCAAGCGAUAAACAACGGUACACGCAAAAUCUGACCAAUGUUGUUUUGGUCUCCAAAAAUAACCAGAUGCGACUGCACUUCCAUGGAGUUAGCAAUCCUCAGCGUGCUCGUGGUCUUCGGUUUCAAUUCGAGGCAACCUCCGCGGAAUGUGGAGGCGUCUUUACUUCCACGCAGGACACCUACGAAUAUUUUAUUCGCAAUACUAUUUGCGAAUGGAUUAUUGAAGUGCCAGGCAGAAAGCAUCUGCAUAUAGUAAUGGUUGACUACGUGGGACGAGGAAAAUUACAGUUAUUUGAUAACAGCACUGUGGGGGAAGGGAAACUACUUCGAAAUUUCAAAGGGGGACAACUAGAGCCAUUUGAACUGAGCGAAGACAUCGAUUCGAAUCUUCUGACAAUAAGAGCAUUUGGGGAACAAUUUAUCUCACAACUAAAUUUUGAUUACAAACCAGCUAAUGACAUGUGUGGCGGCACUUACUCAGCACGCUACGGUAUCAUUAAGAGUCCCAAUUGGCCAGAUAAAUAUGGUUCAUCUGAGAAUUGCACUUGGAUCAUUAGGGUGCCGUUCGGAGAACGCCUUGAGCUUAUUGUUCACAAUUUUACAACGGAAAGUACUUCGGAUCGCUGCACUGAUGACUAUGUGGAGAUCAGAAAUGGCGACCAAUCGGAAGCACCGUUGAUAGGACGCUACUGUGGUUUUGAUAUUCCACCGCGACUGCCUUCCUAUGCAAAUGCCCUAUAUAUACACUUUCACUCUGAUGCACUAAUGGAGGAAAGUGGCUUCCAUUUCAACUGGCAGAUCACAACCGUUGGAUGCGGCGGCAAGCUGACGUCAUCGUCAGGUUCUAUACACUCGCCACACAGCAUGUCGGGCAAUCGAGGUGCUCUGGCCUGCGAUUGGCAGAUCAGUGUGUCUGCUGGAUCAACGGUGGAUCUGCAGCUGCAGAGCCGUGACGAUCUGUGCAAUGGUCUCUUGUCCUUAUACGAUGGACCCACUGUUGGUAGUCCCAAACUGCCACUGAACUGCAGCAUUGUAGGAGAGAAAUUGGCAUUGCGAUCCAGAGGAAAUCAAGUGUUGGUGCGCUAUAAUGUGAAUGACGAAUCACCUGAAGGCAUGCAUUUUCUACUGGACUACACUACCAAUUGCAUUGUGCGCUUGGAGCAGCUGAGUGGCGCCAUUGAGACACCCAAUUUCCCCGAUAAAUAUGACACCAAUACCAAAUGCGAGUGGGACAUACGAGCUGGAGAGGCCAAGAGUCAUGUGCAGUUGGCUAUCUCCCACAUGAGCUUCGAAGCCGUUGAUCCCGAUUGUGCUUUUGACUACGUGCUGCUUCGCGACUAUCGGAACACUCAGCUCGUGAGCGAGCGACGUUUAUGCACCGCCACUCAAGAUGUCGUCACUAGUGUGGGUAAUCGACUGGUGCUGCAAUUCAAUAGUGAUACAUCGAUCGGAUCACAGGGUUUCCAUGCCGAAUUCAAGCGUGUGGGCUGCGGCGAAGAGUUGCGCGCUGCCAGUGGCAAGAUUGAGACACCGAAUGCUCCAUUCAGUGUCGAUGAGGAUUGCCAGUGGCACAUCCUUGUUUCCGAAGGCUAUCAAAUCGAACUCUCCAUUGAGGAGUUGCACAUUGAGACACCGCAACACGAUUGCAGUCAGGAUACGCUGACCGUUUGGUCUGGCAGCAAUGCAUCUGAUGUCAUGCUGCGCAGUUGCCAAGUGGAGUUCACUGCUCAAAAAUUCUCCUCCCCAGCAAAUGAGCUGCAUAUCCGAUUCCGUAGCAGCACGCAACGUACUCGCAAAUACAUGAAAGCCACGUACACUCAAGUGCCAGCCAGGUGUGGAGGCACCAUUAGUGCGAGCAGCGGACUUAUUGCAUCUCCCAGCUAUUACCAGCAAGGCUUGGAUGUUUAUGAUAAGGAUAUCGAGUGCGUAUGGGUCGUAGAGGUUGAACAUCCCUAUACUAUUCAAUUCAGCUUCGAUGUUUUCAAUUUUACAACGAAUUCCGAGCUGUCUAGUCUUUUAAUUUAUGGCUCCAAGCAUUUGAAGAAAGGAGAUUUAAUUAAGCCGGCACAUUUCAGUAUUCAAUACAGUGGCAACGACCCUUUAGAGUCCUUAACAAUGGAGGGCACUGUUCAUGUGACAUUUAAAGCCAAAAAAGGUGCAUGGGGUAAGUUUGCGAUGCGGUUUCAACGAGGAUGCGGCGGUAAGAGAAUUGACCACGAGGGUUAUCUAAACUCUCGACUCGAUACAAAUUGCAUUUGGGAAAUUCAGUCAGAAAAUGGAACUAGAAUUUCACUUAACAUUAAUCAACUGGAGUGUCCAUGCACAUCACAAGGUAGCAAUUGCACGACAGGAUUAUGGAUAUACAACGAUGAGGAUGAUGUGCUUUAUUAUAAUCUAUGCAAAGAGCAUCCGAAUAGUUUGGUUAUCCCCACUAACGUGGCACGCAUUGAAGCAGUGGGCAUUGUGCUAGCAGCUCAAUAUAGCACCCUCGAUAAUUCCUGUGGAGGUACAAUUAAGUCCGCUCGCGGCACACUUAAUUCUCCCAACUAUCCGGACAGCUAUCCCUCAAAUGUGGAAUGCGAAUGGCAAACGAAUCUCCGUCCUGGCAAUGCCAUUGAACUAAGAUUCGAGGCAAUGGACAUUUUCAAGUCCGAACACUGCAAUUUCGAUUUCCUGGAAGUACGUGCUGGUAAGACGGGCUCCUUACUGGGUCUAUACUGUGACAAUGUGCUGCCUGUGGAGCCCCUGACUGUUAGCUCGGACGUCUGGGUGAAAUUCCGAAGUCAGUCUGGCAGCACUGGCAAAGGAUUCAAGUUACGCUGGAAUUAUGCUCACGUCAAUGAAUUUUCAAAUAUCACAAGUGGUAAGAUCGAAUCGCCACCAACGCUUGCGGUACGUGGCGAUGAGCAGCCUUACAUUUGGCGCAUCUUUGCAGAACUUGACUCGAUUAUCGUGAUUGACUUUAAGGAGUACAACACUGGACUGCAGCUGUUUGAUGGUUUUGAUGACACCGGAUUGCGCAUCCCAAUACAGAACUCGCCCUGGCAGUUCACCUCGAGUAGCAAUAUCAUCUAUCUGAAAACUGUAAAUGCAGAUUUCGACGCCUUUCUGUUGAAUUGGCACAUUCAGAGAACUGAUCAUCUGGUCGGCAAUGUGACGCUAACCGAAGGAUGUGGCAUGAGCUACAUAGUGGGACGCGAAGACCGGAUUCAAGUAAUGUCACCAGGGUAUCCACAUGGUUAUCGACCGAGGUUGAACUGUGAGUGGGAGUUCAAGGCACAGGACGAUGAUCGCCAUGUCGUUGCAAAACUUUAUGAUGCCAGUCUGGAGGUAUCGGACAAGUGCGCGCUAGACUAUCUGAGCAUUCAGACUUCAAGCAAUAUGGUGGAUUGGCAGGAGCAGUUGCAUGUCUGCAAUAUGAGCGCAACUUCGCUCUUAAAACGCGUCGAAGGCACACCGUAUCUAAAAAUCAAGUUCAUCUCUGACGUAUCUAUGAAUGGUACCGGCUUUAGAGCAGUUGUCGAAACCAAUUGUGGUGGCAAUAUGACUGGUAAGGUGGGCACCAUCAUGAUUCCUAAGAAGGAAAGGUUGUGGUAUCAAUAUAUGGAAGAUAGUAUCGUCUGUGAGUAUCACAUCAAUGUACGACCCGGCAGUGUCGUCGACAUAAGCAUCGAGUAUCAUUCAGAGGCUGUCAACAACACUUGCACGCACUAUGGACUCAUCUAUGAUGGUGUCGACACCGGAGCACCGAUGUUGCCGCACGGCAAGUUCUGCAACCAAUUGAAUUUUAAUAAGAAGUCAUAUCGGACGAGUGGGCCACAUGCUACCAUCAAAUAUUUGACGUUCGAAAAAUGGAAUAACCGCAUGGGAACUAGGCACGUGCAGAACAACUGGACACUAACAUAUCGAGAGUACAAUGAUUGUCAAUCUGAAAUUCGACUAACCCAUCUCUCGCCCAGCUACGUGCUUAGCACUCCCAAGUAUCCGGAUUAUCCUCCAGCAUACUCGGACUGCACGUGGUUGAUAGUGGCACCGUUGGGCGAAACCGUUUUAGCCACUUUCGUAGAUAUCUUCGACUUGAGUGUUCAGAAUUGCGACAAGGAGUUUGUCGAGCUCUACGACGGUUCAACAAUGCUCUCACGUCGUCUACUCCGCACAUGCCACAAGCCAGCGACUAUAAGAAGCUCUGGAAAUCUGCUGCUGGUGCAUUACCAGUCGGAGCUCAAUGAACCCCAUGCGGGUUUCUCGCUAAAUGUCUCGGUGAGUCAGUGCGGUGGCGAGCACACUUCUCUGAGUGGUGUCAUCAGUUCCGUUCACUAUCCCUUCCUGGGCGGCUAUCCCAAGCCGGCGGAAUGCGAGUAUACCGUCAAAACCCGGUCGGAUACACAUAUCGUUAUCAACAUUACCGAUUUGAAUGUGCCCUAUGAUGUGGCAGCAAAUGCAAAUGAUUUGGAUCGCCUUGAGUUCUUGGAUAUGGUAGAUGAACGACGUGUCAUGUUAAUACUUUAUGGAAAUCUCACAGAGAUACCCUAUUCGAUUCCCUUUUCAACAAACGAACUUGCUGUGCGAUUCGUGACAAAGAACUCUAAGCUUAAUACAUACCGAGGAUUUAGUCUACAAUAUAACAAGGUUGUUGGUGCGUGCAAUCACGCUGUCAAUGCUGUUUCUGGGGAGCUACAACUAUCACGGACUUUAAUUCCUGAGAAGUGGGCGCGGUACUGCCAGUGGCGUAUUAUGGUGCCAAAGGGUCAACGCGUUCGCUUUGAAUUCCUCAACCUAGAUGAGCUGCGUUCCGUUACUCCGAUACCCCCCACUCAAUCAAAACAAUCAAUUGUCUCGUCGGAAUUGCACGUUAUCGCCUACAAUGACAUGGGAUGGUUGUCAAAAAUAGUCGAUUUUAAUUUCAAUACCUACAAUGGUAGCAGAUUUAUUGAAUCUACCGAUAAUCUUUUGAACAUCAAAAUUAUACUCCGGUCCUCCCUGCCGCGAAAGACGAUCCGUGCACGCUUUUCGUCGUUGGAAGCCUCCUCCUGCCCGCCGGACAUUAAUAAACAGGCUGCAGGCAUGCUUUCCAAUGUGGAGAUGUUGCAAGUGCCCCGCUAUUACUGUCACUUGCACUUCUUGUCCGAUCCGCAGGUAACCAUCAGCUUUAAUGUCACAUACUCCAUGGUGAGGCAUGGUGGUUUGGUCAGGUUCUCCGAUCAGCUGCAAAGGGAGCUGAAAAUAUUGCGUCCAGGAGAUGCAACUUUCUCGCUGGCGACCACAUUUGGGCGCAUUGAGAUCGUUCAAAGAGAGCCGGACAUUGGGUUUAAUUUCCGGGCUACUUAUAGACGUUACGCAUGUGGCGGAAACAUUAGGUUGAUGGACGGCACCACAAUGCAGCUGCCACUGUUGAGGGAACACUUUGGCGCCCUCGAAUGUGUAUGGACGCUGAAUAAUGAUAACUUUAACCGCUUACAAGUCAAUGCCAGUAGUUUAAGCUUCGCUGAUCGCUGUGAGAAUGAAUAUGUGAGCAUCUCAGUCAAAUUCGGAGACGGUGAACUGAGUAGAUUCUGUCGCGACACGGUCGUGACCAGCAACAGCACACUACCAUUUAGACUCGGCUACGUGGUGCGUUAUCAUGCAACUCAGUAUCAAGCAGGAAGCAGCGAGUUCCAGCUGAUUGCCAACAAAAAACUAAAAGAUUCGAGUUUGGGAGUCGGAAUUAUAGUGCUAUAUGGAGAUAGGCCAGCGCCUCUAGUGACUGUUGGUCCAUUAGAAUACAAAAACAACAUUGAGCUUAUGUGGGAGUAUCAAGCGCCGUCGGAUUUGUCGCUGCGUUUGGAGUUCCGGGAUCGGUUCUUCAUUGAGAUGGCGCCCAAUUGCAGCAAGGAUCGCCUAGAGGUGCUCGAAUAUAGAGCAGAUCUCUGGCAAACGAUAGACACACUCUGUGGACGAGAGUUGCCUGCGCCUCAGAUUACACGUUCGAAUCGUCUACGUAUUAUCUUUCGCACCAAUGACAACAUCACAGCUGAUGGCUUCACCUUCAACGUCUCCACAACCUGUGAUAUGAAGCUCCAGGUGAGCAGGGAGCUGCAAACGCAUAGCGGUGGCAAUACCUAUCAAAGCACCUCGAAUAACGACAUGCGUUGCAAUUAUGAGUUCGUCACGGACACCAAGCACCAACUGGUGGUCACCGUCAUACCCAAGGGUAAUCCGGCUUGGCUGCAGCGGGCCUGUCGUAAUUCCUACUUUGAUGCAUAUCGAACAGUAAAUGGGAAGGAGCAGCUGAUUAAUCAGACCAUGUGUCCCAGUUUCGAGGUUAGCGGAUAUGAACGUCUGCGUCUUGUUUUUACGACAAUGUCUUCCACAUUUCCCUUCGAGCUGCAGUAUCAGUUGGUUGGCUGUGGUGGCAAUUACACUGCUCCAUUCACGCUGCGUCCGCUGCUCUCUGACCUGGGCAGCACCUACAAGUCUCGCCAGGAGUGUAAGUGGCAUGUGCUGGCGCCGCCACAGCAUGCGAUCUUUCUUCGCUUCAAGUACUUUGAGCUUGAGAACCGUUGUCAGUAUGGCGAUUUGAGCAUCUAUCGUGGCAAUAGUCACAGCAAGGAGCAGCUGAUCAGUAAAUUGUGUGGUAACUUGACCAGUCCAUCCGUCAUGGUCGACAGCAAUGAGGCAUUGAUUGUGGCCACUUUACCCCGCUAUAUGGAUGAAAGUGGACGAGGCUUUGUGGCCAGCGUGCACUUUACGCCCAAUUGCAACGAACGUCUCGCGCUUAGCGAGGGCAACACUCGGUUGGAUCUGGUACGAUCCUAUCAGCUGAAUGCCAGCACUGCUGGCGAUGAAUUGCAUUGUUAUUUCCGCGUUAAUGUGCCGCUCGGUAAUCGUGUUUCCGUAUGGCUGAAGCAGCUCCAACUGAAUGAGCUAGCUUGUCCUAAAUGCAGCUCACUUGAGAUCUUAGAUGGCUUCGAUGGCAACAGUGCCAGUCUGGGCAGCUAUUACUCCCAUUUGGGAAACGGCACCAAGCUCUACAGUUCCUACAAUGAAAUGGUAAUCAAACUGAGCGCCAUUGCGCCUUCGAAGAACAUCAGCUUUGAGAUACUGUUUGAAAUAGAACCGAGUUUCUGUGGCCAACUUAGCUAUACUCUAGGCAGGAAUGAGUCCAUCAAUCUUCGCUUGAGUUCAAAGGGUAUCUCCAGCACUUUCCAGGGCAAUGUUCACUGUCAGUGGCACUUCACCACUGUUCUUGACAUUCAAAUCGAUGUGCAUGACGUGCAAUUGUCGGAUAUCUCUCCACUGACCCGCAAAUGCGUCGACUAUGUGUUUAUCAAGGGCGAUUACUUUGACAGGUAUUAUUGCGGAGAAUUCAGCAAUACCACUUGGUAUCUCCCCUACAGCAGAAGCUUCAAUGUGAUCUUCCACAGUUCUGGAAGCGAUAUAAGCUAUGAACUAAACUUGACAAUAAGGCCGAAAAUAAAUUGCAACCGUACCUUUGUAUCUUUGGAUGGGAUUUUGAAUUAUAAUGGCAUGGAAAGAUCCGAGGCCAAAAAUUGCAUUAAUGAAAUUCAUGUACCAAACGGAUACGCUGUGGCCCUUGAAUUAGAUUUUGUGCACUUUUAUCAGUUCAUAGAUUCAGGACAUCUGUUGAUUACAGACAUGGGCGCAAAUCGUACGCUCUUAAAUGCUACAAAUGACUACAAAUCGAAGCCUGCCUCCUUUUUGAGCACCUCAAACGCGAUUCGCAUUGAUUCAUCCAAUGUAGGAAGUAUAUCAAUAUUUUACCAUUCCAACGUAAACACACUGCCGGCUGGUUGUGGAGGGAAUCUAACCAGCUUGGAAGGUCAGCUUGCGUAUCCGCCAUAUGAUAAUCAUGACUUUUCUGAGUGCACGUGGUACAUUUCGGUUCCAGCCGGAAUCACACUACAAUUCUAUUUCAAAACUUUCGACAUGGGCUCAGCCACCAAUUGCGACCUCAAUAAUAUUAGUGUUUACGAAAAACUUGACGAUGAUUCCGAAACUCAACGGCGCUUUUGUGGCUCUACUAUGCCUGCAGCGUUUAAUAUGCAAAGUGAUCGCAUAAGAAUUGUGGCCAAAAAAUCACCAAAUUUCGUUGGCAGCGGAUUUCGAUUGUCUUAUAAUCAUUUCAAUGUCUAA
Drosophila albomicans is the source of this 11190-nucleotide messenger RNA. Its product is annotated as cubilin homolog. The transcript is spliced from 17 exons. The record is from RefSeq and is a predicted model, not a curated record. Gene Ontology annotation, molecular function: calcium ion binding. The coding region runs from base 265 to 11190 and encodes 3641 amino acids. Lineage: Eukaryota; Metazoa; Arthropoda; Insecta; Diptera; Drosophilidae.